Molecule: messenger RNA, 1854 nt
Organism: Megalopta genalis
Lineage: Eukaryota; Metazoa; Arthropoda; Insecta; Hymenoptera; Halictidae
Source: RefSeq, a predicted model, not a curated record
UUUGUUCACUGUAAAUGCAAAGCAGCAGCAGCGCAGAAAUCUGUAGCAGCAGCUCAAAAAUGCCGAGUCAAGAGGUAGUGACAACAAAAGUAGUAGUACAUCCGCUGGUACUACUCAGCGUGGUGGACCAUUAUAAUCGGAUGGGCAAAAUCGGCAAUCAGAAAAGGGUUGUCGGUGUAUUACUUGGAUGCUGGAGGCCUAAAGGUGUUUUAGACGUGUCAAACAGCUUUGCAGUACCCUUCGAUGAGGAUGACAAAGACAAAACUGUAUGGUUCCUCGACCAUGACUAUCUGGAAAACAUGUAUGGAAUGUUCAAAAAAGUUAAUGCUCGUGAAAAGGUAGUAGGAUGGUAUCACACUGGACCCAAACUACAUCAGAACGAUGUAGCUAUCAAUGAAUUAAUUAGGAGAUACUGCCCUAAUUCUGUGCUGGUCAUCAUUGAUGCUAAGCCUAAGGACUUAGGUCUUCCGACAGAAGCUUAUCAGGCUGUUGAAGAAGUGCACGAUGAUGGUUCUCCAACAUCCAAGACAUUCGAACAUAUCCCCAGUGAAAUUGGAGCAGAGGAGGCUGAAGAGGUGGGUGUCGAGCAUCUGUUGAGAGACAUCAAGGACACCACCGUGGGCACCCUCAGUCAGAGAAUCACAAACCAACUGUUAGGUCUAAAGGGUCUGCACGAGCAGAUCAGGGAGAUCAGAGACUACCUGUUGCAAGUUGGUAGCGGAAAGCUGCCGAUAAACCAUCAAAUCGUUUACCAGCUCCAGGACAUUUUUAAUUUACUGCCCGACAUGACUCAAAGCAAGUUCGUCGACUCUUUAUACGUGAAGACGAACGACCAGAUGUUAGUCGUCUAUCUGGCCGCAUUGGUCAGAUCUAUAGUAGCCCUUCACAAUCUAAUUAAUAACAAGCUCACCAACCGCGACGCCGAGAAAAAAGAGGCUGACAAGAAGGAGGUGAAGAAGGACGAUAAGAAAGAGGAGGAGAAGAAGGAGGAGAAAGAAAAGAAAAAAGAGGCUGACAAGAAGGAGGUGAAGAAGGACGAUAAGAAAGAGGAGGAGAAGAAGGAGGAGAAAGAAAAGGCGAAAGCGAAGAGCCAAUGAGCCGAGCGAGACCGAGACUAACACGUGCGGUUCUCAGACUGUUGAUCUAACGAAAGUUCACCAAACUCACGAAGUUUGUCCAUACAUGUACAAAUGUAUUUCUGUGUUUUGAGACGGUCGACAUUUUCGAGCUAACACCAAAAAAAAGAAAAAAAGAAAACGCUAAACAGAUACGACGAAUUUCCCUCGACGAGGUGUUCCAGGAUAGUAACGAAACUCGGGCGAGUACUUUGCAUUAGAUAAAGGGUAUCGAUUACGCGUAGUUCCUUGUUACCUGUAAUUAGGAACGAUCGACUGCCACCUGCAACUUUUAUGUAAUGCACACCUCCCACAGUCUAGACGGUUCGAACACUGCAAACAUGUUUUUUCUAAAGAAAUUGAGCUUUCAUAAGUAACGUGACGCUGCGUUGUUAAUAAAAAUGUAAAGAAACGGAAACCGAGAGCAAUACCGAUCAUUCGAGCACACGACUUUAUUUAUUCUUCGUCAAUACUCUGCGGGGGGCCACGGUGAACGGCUCGCAUUUGUGUCAUACGAAGCUUCAGACGGCGUAGCGUCGGGUCUCGAGCCUCGAGCCUUUCUCGAUCCGUUCGAGCUUCGUCUGUCUGCAAAAUCUCGAUCCGGAAAUCCUCGAAGUCCCGACGCUACACGCAAAGCGUACGCCCGGGGAGGAUCGAAACUGUGUACCGUAAAACAGCAUUUUCGUCAUGCUUGUACCUGUACGAUACAUAAUUUGAGAUACACGCUGUUUUUCAUUAA